Colletotrichum phormii is the source of this 4194-nucleotide messenger RNA. RefSeq lists its product as uncharacterized. Bases 1 to 4194 code for a protein of 1397 amino acids. The transcript is spliced from 8 exons. The record is from RefSeq and is a predicted model, not a curated record. NCBI's taxonomy places the organism in Eukaryota, Fungi, Ascomycota, Sordariomycetes, Glomerellales, Glomerellaceae.
AUGGCCGCCGCCCGACACCAUUGGGCUCCCGGAGUCCUCUGGGCUUUGCUGCUGUUACAGCUGCUCGCCCUCACUCUUGCCCAGUCUGUCCCGAUCGUCACCACCCCUCUCGAGUGUGCCUGUGGGAACUUCACGCCCGGCACCAACACCCUCAAGUUCAGCAAUGGAUCUUCCUCUGUCUGCCCUUGUACCUGUGUGAAGACCACCUGGGUCCCUACCACAUACACCGAGGUCUACACUAUCUACGAUUCCACGACUUCUGAUGCCCCUUCCAGCUCUUUCAGGUCGACCCUGAGAUCAGGCGGCUUUCAGUCUGCCAACAGUUCAGUCCCUUCGAGUCCCGGAGGUGGAGGAGGCGGUGGCGGAGAUGAUGAUGAUGAUGACGGUGACCACGGCGGAGAUAAUGAUCAUGGAGGAGACGACGACCAUGGAGGAGAAGAUGAUCACGGCGGAGAUGACGACCAUGGCGGCGACGAUGAUCAUGGAGGUGAUGAUGAUCAUGGAGGUGACGAUGAUCAUGGAGGGGAGGAUGACCACGGCGGAGAUGAUGACCACGGGGGCGACGAUGGUCAUGGCGGCGAUGACAAUGGCGGCGGACAUACAACCGACAAUCAAGAUGAGCUCGCUCUCCACGGCUUCAGAAUCGAUCUCGGUCUCGACCUCCUCGAUAAGGGACGCAACAUCCUCGGCCAUGGCAUGGAGAUUGGCUUCGGCACCAAUAACCCAGCCGGCAACACAGAGCCCGAUGACCCCGAGCCCUCCCACUCAUCUUGCACCCAGACAUACACCAUCGCUCCUCACUGCACCCAGCCAUGCGUCGUCUCACAGAUUCGAAGCCAGGGCAUGAGCAGCUUCACCACCAGCUGCGCGACAGCCACCUGCCGAACCACGCAGCUCUGCACCAGUAUCGAGACCACCACCACAACCACUUACACGACCAAGAAGCCCGAUCCCACCGCCGGCUGCAUGGCCGGAAAGUGCCUUUCAUGCCAGGAGAACAACAAGCUGGAAGCUCGACAGGGCUGGUGGGACGAGGACAUUCUCACCGAGACCAUUUCUGAACCUGAAGAAUGGCACGAAGGCGAGUACGAGUGGUGGGAGAAGAUGCGCCGCAUCGCAAACGAGACGGGACACGACUCCUCGGCCUCCUGGGAAGCUUUCGGCCCUACCCCCCACGGCGGCGGCGCCGGUCCCGUCUGGGGCUGUACCAUCAUCGCCUCCUUUUCCCCCGAGGGCGUCUACGCCAACCACCUGUGGGAGAUUCCCAACUUCGCCAUCCCCCCUGACGAAGAGAAGCACUUCAAGGUCGACAAGGGCUACAGGGCGCCCUACUACUUUGAGCAGAACGUCAACCGCUUCCUCCAGUAUGGCUCGCUCGACACGCCCAAGCAAAAGGAAUUCCCUGCGCUGUGCCCGAUGAACCUCCCCGGCGGCCCCCUCUACGGCGACAAUUACCAAUUCUUCCGCACAAUCAUGUUUGUUCCCAUCGAGACGACGGGCAAUAUGUACUACGCCCAUCAAAACGCCAAGAUCAUGGCGAUUCUCACCGAGAAGUGCAAGAUUGAUAAGAAGUACAUCACCAUCUACGGGUACGAAGUCAAAGAAGCGCUCGACAAGGACUUCCAAUAUGACCUCGGUCGCGCCACGCCUCCGCCUGACCGCCGCGCCUCGAACCCCUGGGACGGCCUCCUCAGCUGGCAGUACACGCCCAAGGGCCCCAGCGGCCAGAGGGAGCUCGUGGUCCGCUUCGAGAAGAGUAUUCCGGAGGCCCCCGUCCGGUUCGACCUCAGACCGAGUCCCCCUCACGAUCCCAACCAGGAUACGACUCGCCCUUCUAACAACGGUUCUCCCCCCCCUUCUGAUGAUGACGAUACGCCUCGCCCUUCUGACACUGGCACUCCUCGCCCUCCCUCAAAGAAGCUCAAACUCAGACAAGAUGAAGGAACCUGUCCUCGAAUGAUCGCCUGCGGUCUCGGCUCUCCGACGUUGAGCGUGUGCGACUACAAGAAGUUCCCUCCGCCGCCCAUGGAAGGCCCCUCGGCUCUCAAAGCUCGAGCACCUCCUUCUAACGACCCCAAUAAGGGCCCGAUACAGGCGGAGCUCGAUCUCGAAUCAAAAAUCAUGAUCGAACCCAAGGAUUCCCUCGGCGGCGAACGGUGGUGGUACACCCGCAUGCGCCACAUCGUCGACGAGCGAGGCCCCGGCUACGGCGGUAUCAAAAACGUCCCCGAGGUCUGGUCCACGAGCGCCAUGAUCAGAUUCAACAAAGAGGUUGACGGCACUUACACGAACCGGCCGCGCUUUGGCGGCUCGGGACCCGUUUGGGGCUGCACCGUCGUCGUCGUCGCGUCCCCGGCCGGCGUCUGGACGAGCCACAUGUGGGAGAUUCCCACCUUCAGCCUGGGCCAGGAGUUUGGCAGCUCCAGUACGACCGAGUGGACCAAGUUCUACCCAAAGUCGCAGAUUGAGUACUUCCGAGAAGGCGUCGUGGACUUCAUGUUGUGGGGCAACAAUCGCGGCUCCUACAGACAACUCAAGGACGGCAAAGUCCCCACGCGCAACCCGGGCUUCGUCGAGUUUGCGGCGAAGAACUCUGGCGAGCCCUUUGACGCCAGGACCAAGACGUGGCUUUGGGCCGGUAUCAUUACCCGAGCUCACAAGGACAUGAGGGGCGAGCCGCUGCAGUACCAAGACUCGGCGAUGCGAACGCAAUACAGCUGGCAGGUGGAACAGAUUCAAAACAUCUUGAAGCAGAAGCUGGGCAUCAACGACAAGAACCUCAUCAAGAUCAUCACGUACGCCCCCCGCAGGGAUAUGGCGCAGAGCAACCCCAACAUGCCGCCCGAGUACGGCCUCGUCAACUGGCAGUAUCACCCUGAGCACACUGAGGAGGGUAUGACCCACUCAGAGAGGAAGCUGCGCAUCCGGUUCGAGAACCAAGUCAUCUUUGAGAAGACGUGGUGCGGUUCCGGCAACAAGGUCAUCAUUGCAGACGGAUCCAAGCCGCCCCCGCAGCCUCCUUCGAAGCACCGUCGACAGGGAGAUGAGGGUGGUGAGGUCGAGGCUUGUAUGUUGGCUCAAAGCUCGUCGUCCGCUGCCGCUUCCGCUUCGUCCGUUGCCGCGUCCCGUGCUUCCGUGCUCCCGCGUCCCACCCAGGCUUGCAGUGCCGACGCCGAGUGUGGCUCUCUUGUAUGCCCUCAACCCCGGUUCGGUGCCUGUUUGUAUGGUUUCUGUCGAUGUGCUCUCUCCGAGAGUCUCAGCUACACCAAGACUCCUGCUACUCCGACUCCCAUCACCGCCUGUAACACGACCCAGGACUGCUCAUCCCUCUCCUGCUCCGGCAACCAGACCUACGCCUGCAUCACCAAGGAUAACAACCCCAAGUCAACCUGCCACUGCGUCGACCGCCCCAAGCUCUUCGAGCCCUGCGCCGCGGCAGCAGACUGCGCUCACCUGAAGUGCGACGCAAACCACUUCUCCACCUGUCGCCCCCUCGUCGACUUCCCCGGAGCAGACUCCAUCUGCCAAUGCGAAGCCCUCGCCCUCAAGCCAGGCGCCUUCUGCACAGUCGACUCCCACUGCGACGGCCUCCCCUGCGACGGCAAACAGAACCGUCGUGGCAAGUGCAUCAAGCCCUCGUCCGACGAUACCGGCGGCGUCGGCCUCUCAGGCGGCUGCCAGUGCGACUACUACCAAUCCGAAGGCGUCGGCUGCUCCUCGCACGACGACUGCUCCACCAUCCGCUGCACCGAAGAUGAACCCUACAAGUCCUGCACCAUCCCCGACGGGCCCCCCGACAAGACGGCCAACAUCUGCGCCUGCGCCGCCGAGAAGCCGCCCCGCCGUCUCGCCGAGGGCGACAAGUGCACCGCGCACAAGGAGUGUGCCACGAUCGGAUGCACAGAGUACGAGGUCUCCGUCUGCGAGCGCGGCACCUGUCGCUGCGGCAACUUCAAGUGCGGUUCGAGCCGUGACUGUGACUCCAGUGCGCUCGAGUGCGCCGGCAAGGGGAACCUGUGGUGCGGCGACAAGGGCAUGUGCGAGUGUAAGCCUUGCACUGAGCGCUGGAAGGGCUUGACGUGUGGGAAGGAUGCGGAUUGCAACCACUGCUGCAAGCGCGGAACCUUGCCCAAGUGCAAGUAUACUUGCCUCGCCUUCUGGUGUGGUAGCGAGUGUCAGUGUGAUCUUUGGUAG